AUGGACUUCCAAAUGCUCCAUGGGGCCUUCGUCAGACCACUCCACGAAUACGCCAACCAAGUUGUCUACUCAGGACUCACAAAAGACGUAACCAUCAUUGAGCGUGUCCUGCGAGCCGCCACGAGAAUGGUUGCCGGCCUCAAAUCUGUGGACUACGGAACGCGUCUCGUGAUGCUCGAUCUCUUUCGCCUGGAGUACCGUCGCCUCCAAGGGGACCUAAUUCUUACUUAUGCCCUGUUUGAACAAGGCUUGGCAAACAGGUUUUUACCGAUGAACCAACAAACACACGGCGUGGAUAUAGUGGGAAAAUUUUCAAGUUCAGAGCACACAUUCCUUAGACAACAUUUUUUCCCAUUUCGGGUAGUAGUAUUCGCUCCUACCCUAGUAUUUUCAUCCAUGUUUCGACCCAAUUUGUUUAAUCAGCCAGGACUGGAAGAUAUUGUGAAAGCGGUGCGUGGAAAAAACCUGUUCUUUUCAACAGAUAUCGACAAGGCGAUCGAUGAGGCUGAGCUCAUAUUCAUUUCGGUGGACACACCAACGAAGAAGUACGGUAUUGGACAGGGUCGAGCUCCAAAUAUGGCUAACCUUGAGGCUGCUGCUCGCAAGGUUGCCAAUGUAAGUAGGAGCCCCAAGGUGGUAGUGGAGAAGAGUACGGUACCAAUCAAGGCUUCGGAGACCAUUGCGAGUAUUCUCGACAGCGCGGGUCGGGCCAACGGAUGGAACCGUUUCUCAGAUGGGGAUGCAAAAUCUUCCGGGCUCCAACGGUCGGUGGUUCUCUCCAACCCGGAGUUUCUUGCUGAAGGUACCGCAGUGGAAAACUUGAUGCAUCCUGACCGUGUCCUGAUUGGCGGUGAUGAAGCUAGCGAGUGUGGUCGAUUAGCUAUUGAGAUGCUGAGAAGCAUUUACCUGCACUGGGUAGACGCUGGGCGUAUUCUGGUCAUGUCCACUUGGUCUUCGGAGUUGUCGAAAUUGGCCGCCAAUGCCUUUCUUGCCCAGCGCAUUAGCAGUAUCAACGCAAUUUCUGCCAUAUGCGAAAAGACUGGGGCUGACAUUCGAGAUGUUGCUCGAGCCAUCGGAUCAGAUAGCCGAAUCGGCCCGCACUUUCUCAAAGCCAGUCUUGGCUUCGGUGGAAGUUGUUUCCGCAAGGAUAUACUAAAUUUGGUUUACAUAAGCGAAUGUCUCAAUCUCAAUGAGGUCGCUUCUUACUGGUAUUCCGUCCUACAAAUGAAUGAAUUCCAACACAGUCGAUUCUGUCGUCAAAUCAUUUCCAAGUUCAACAACACCCUGACCGGUAAACGAAUAGCAAUUUUCGGUUUCUCGUUCAAGGCGGACACACACGACACAAGGGAAAGUCAAGCUAUACUUGUGUGCAAUUCGCUGCUUGAGGAAAGGGCCAUAGUAGCAAUUUAUGAUCCCAAAGCACUGCCACACCAAAUUAGAAGUGACCUGCUUUCCUUGCAACAUGCAGACGUUGUCGAUAAACAAGUGGUUGUUUGCUCAACCGCUCUGGAGGCAGUCAAAGGUGCUUAUGCAAUUGUUAUAUGUACCGAAUGGGAGGAGUUUAAGCAUAUGGACUAUAACAAGUUUUUCACAUCCAUGAAAAAACCUCCGAGGCUUUUUGAUGGUCGUGUCCUACUUAAUCACGAAGAUCUGAUGCGUAUCGGAUUCGAAGUGGAGUCAAUCGGCGUAGACAUGUCAAAAAUCGUGCUUAAUGGUCAUUAGUCCACAGCGGACUACCGCUAUUCAUGUGUCUUUCUGUUUGGGUGUCUCUGGAUUGCCAGUUUGAGUGCCUGUAUCAGGUGCGGUUUAUUCAUUAUACUGUUUUAACGAAGAUUUUGAUAUCCCAUUUGUUGCGUCUCCUUGAUUCUCAAUUUCCCACCGAGCAGGGAUGUAUGUUUUCACCCAUUCGUUUUGUCAACCAACAUCAGACAAAUGCUUUUGUGAGCACAGCGCACUUCACCUUUCGAUUUCAUUCCAAUAGUUCAUUCCACUUUAUGAGAUCGUUGUUUCACUCCGUACAGGGCUUAAUUCAAUACUUCGGUCGAGUCCUAAUUGAAUCCGACCCAAAUCUCACAGACUCCACAGUUUCUUACCUAUUCUUUGCUUGAAUAGCACUGACUUCAGUUGUUUUUUCUAAAUGGCUGUUUGUUCAUUUGUCACAAAUCACUGCAAUAAACACUUAUGGUUGAGAAAACUAUGAUUGACAUAUAGGAUAAAUUUUGUGUAAUCUGGGCAUAGUCGCGUUUUUUUUACCAAUAAAAGGAUGAGCACCACUUCGUGUGAACACAUCCUUCCAUCCGUUUAGUUAGGAGAACAACCAACUACCUCGAGAUUGAGUUUUGUUUGCCUGGACACAAAACACGGCGG
Molecule: messenger RNA, 2367 nt
Organism: Opisthorchis viverrini
Lineage: Eukaryota; Metazoa; Platyhelminthes; Trematoda; Opisthorchiida; Opisthorchiidae
Exons: 9
Coding region: 1-1722 (573 amino acids)
Biological process (GO): polysaccharide biosynthetic process; glycosaminoglycan biosynthetic process
Cellular component (GO): cytosol; nucleus
Molecular function (GO): UDP-glucose 6-dehydrogenase activity; NAD binding
Source: RefSeq, a predicted model, not a curated record